Molecule: messenger RNA, 969 nt
Organism: Knipowitschia caucasica
Lineage: Eukaryota; Metazoa; Chordata; Actinopteri; Gobiiformes; Gobiidae
Source: the annotation of a GenBank genome assembly
AUGAGGCCAGGGUUCAGUCCCAGAGGAGGAGGCCGCGGCGGCUUCGGAGGCAGAGGUGGUUAUGGAGACAGAGGAGGAUUUGGAGACAGAGGGCGAGGAGGCUUCAGAGGAGGACGGGGAGGUGGAGGCGGCAGUUUCAGGUCUCCAGACGGUGGUGGGUUCCGUGGGCGCGGUGGAGGAAGAGGCACUCCCAGGGGCCGUGGGGGCAGAGGAGGUGGCAGCCGCGGGGGGAGAGGAGGCUUCGGAGGUGGAAGGAAAGUCCUGGUGGAGCCCCACAGACAUGAAGGUGUGUUCAUCUGCAGAGGGAAGGAGGACGCUCUGGUGACCAAGAACAUGGUGGUGGGAGAGUCCGUGUACGGGGAGAAGAGGAUGAGUGUGGAGGAAGGAGAAACAAAGAUUGAGUACAGAGCGUGGAACCCUUUCCGCUCGAAGCUGGCAGCUGCCAUCCUCGGAGGCGUGGACCAGAUCCAUAUUAAACCAGGGGCCAAAGUCAUGUACCUGGGGGCCGCCUCUGGAACCACAGUGUCCCACGUGUCGGACAUCGUCGGCCCGGAGGGGCUGGUCUACGCCGUAGAGUUCUCUCACCGAUCGGGGCGAGACCUCCUCAACGUGGCCAAGAAACGCACCAACAUCAUCCCCAUCAUCGAGGACGCCCGCCACCCGCACAAGUACCGCAUGCUCGUCGGUAUGGUGGACGUGAUCUUCGCAGACGUGGCACAGCCGGACCAGACCAGAAUCGUGGCUCUGAACGCUCACAACUUUCUCAAAAAUGGUGGACACUUUGUCAUCUCCAUAAAGGCCAACUGCAUCGACUCGACGGCGGCGCCUGAGGCAGUGUUUGCGGCUGAGGUGAAGAAGAUGAGCUCUGAGAACAUGAAGCCCCAGGAGCAGCUGACCCUGGAGCCGUACGAGAGGGACCAUGCGGUGGUGGUGGGCAUCUACAGACCACCUCCAAAGCAGAAGAAGUGA